Molecule: messenger RNA, 1017 nt
Organism: Microplitis demolitor
Lineage: Eukaryota; Metazoa; Arthropoda; Insecta; Hymenoptera; Braconidae
Gene: Coq7
Product: 5-demethoxyubiquinone hydroxylase, mitochondrial
Exons: 4
Coding region: 276-875 (199 amino acids)
Biological process (GO): determination of adult lifespan; ubiquinone biosynthetic process; regulation of gene expression
Cellular component (GO): nucleus; mitochondrial inner membrane
Molecular function (GO): 3-demethoxyubiquinol 3-hydroxylase activity
Source: RefSeq, a predicted model, not a curated record
AUUUCAUUGGUUGAUAUUGUCUGGGGUACGCGUCAUGGCGUCCUCAUUAUCUGCUAUUCCAUUGGUUCCUCAAACACGUGACGUAUUAUUAAUUCAAUCGCAAAACCUAAAGAUUGCAGAAAAUUUUAUCAAAUUGCGCGAAUUCGCACAACAAUAUUUCAUCAGUUAUUUACAUACUGGCAAAAAAAGUUUUUGAAAUUUUUUUUUUGUAAUUUUAUUCGAAAAAACACUGGAAUUUUAAUUGUUACACUUUUCUCCUGACAAUUAUUGAGAAAAUGUUAAAAUUAGGACGUAAUGGAGUACGUUUUGCUAGUUCAACAUCCGUUGCAACGGCAGAUACCAAAGCAGCUAAACUUAUCGAUUCAAUAAUACGAGUAAAUCAUGCUGGGGAAUUAGGAGCUGACAGAAUUUACGCUGGACAAAUGGCUGUCUUAGGCAAAUCAUCAGUGGGUCCAACGAUUGAACACAUGUGGGAUCAAGAGAAGAAACAUAGAGAGAAAUUUGAGGAGCUGAUUCGAAAGUACAGAGCAAGACCAACAGCUCUGCUUCCAAUAUGGAAUGUCGCGGGAUUUGUUUUGGGUGCUGGUACAGCGCUUAUGGGUGAGAAAGCCGCGAUGGCUUGUACAGUAGCCGUUGAAACUGUUAUUGUUGAACACUACAAUGAUCAAUUACGUGCAUUAAUGGAGGAUAGUAAUAAAGACAAUGGUGUUGAUGAAGAAUUAUUAGAGACCAUCAAAAAAUUUCGCGACGAAGAACAGGAGCAUCAUGAUACGGGAAUAGAUCUUGGCGCUGAACAAGCUCCGCUUUAUGACGCUCUGACAAAAAUUAUCAAAGCAGGAUGUAAAACUGCUAUUGCGAUAUCUAAAGUCGUAUAAAUUUUAGCGACUGCUUGUUUAUAUUAUAAUUUAAUUGAUGCUCACGAAAGACUGUUAUUGAUGAAAUAUUAUAUUGUAUAUAGUACUCAAACUACUUUUAAAGUAUAAAAAUAAAUUAAAACGUACAAGAUAAAGUCAGUUA